Periophthalmus magnuspinnatus is the source of this 5269-nucleotide messenger RNA. RefSeq names its product Ca2+-dependent activator protein for secretion b (gene cadpsb). Lineage: Eukaryota; Metazoa; Chordata; Actinopteri; Gobiiformes; Gobiidae. The record is from RefSeq and is a predicted model, not a curated record. Bases 202 to 4257 code for a protein of 1351 amino acids. Gene Ontology annotation, cellular component: glutamatergic synapse. Gene Ontology annotation, biological process: synaptic vesicle exocytosis; positive regulation of exocytosis; dense core granule exocytosis. The transcript has 31 exons.
AGCGUCGACGAGUGCUCGACGCAGGCGGAGAAUGCUCAUUGUGAAGCAGACUACGAGUACUGCUGACAUUCACCAGCGAGCGGCUACAACCGGGGCCUAUUUCUGCUCCUCUUCGGGCUCGUCCAAGUCCAAACGCCAGCACAAGCCAAUAUAGCGAGGACAGCGCGAGUCACAAGAGGCACGAGCCGCCCGUAGAGCAAGAUGCUCGACCCGUCGUCCAGCGAGGAGGAGUCUGAUGGGAUAGUAGAGGAGGAGAGUAAAGAGGCGAAGGCUCCUCAGGCCGGCUCCCGCGUCUCCCCGAGCAGGACCAGCAACAGCUCGGGUGGCUUGGCCCCCAGCAGCGGCCGCAGCAGUGCCCGUCCGACCAGCCCAAGCCCCUCAGCUGUCAGCGAGGAGAAGGAGGACCUGGAGAAGCUGCAGCGAGAGGAAGAGGACCGCAAGAAGAAGCUGCAGUUGUAUGUUUUUGUCAUGCGGUGCAUCGCGUACCCUUUCAACGCCAAACAGCCUACAGAUAUGGCUCGGCGACAGCUGAAGAUUAGCAAGCAGCAGCUCCAGCAGACCAAGGACCGCUUCCAGGCCUUUCUCAAUGGAGACACCCAAAUAGUGGCUGAUGAGGCAUUCAUCAACGCUGUGCAGAGUUAUUCAGAGGUGUUCCUAAAGAGUGACCGCGUGGCCAAGAUUGUGCAGAGCGGAGGCUUCUCUGCGGGUGAUUUCAGGGAAGUGUUCAAGAGGCACAUUGAGAAGCGUGUGCGCAGUCUGCCAGAGAUAGAUGGCCUGAGCAAAGAGACAGUGCUCAGCUCGUGGAUGGCCAAGUUUGAUACCAUCUACCGCGGAGAUGAAGACCCUCGCAAAGCCCAGCAGCGCAUGACCGCCAGCGCAGCGUCCGAGCUCAUCCUCAGCAAGGACCAGCUGUACGAAAUGUUCCAGAAUAUUCUCGGCAUCAAGAAGUUUGAACACCAACUGCUGUACCAGGCCUGUCAGUUGGAUAACCUGGACGAGCAGGCUGCACAGAUCCGCAGAGAGCUGGACGGGCGUCUUCAGAUGGCAGACCAGAUUGCCAGAGGUGGCAAGUUCCCCAAAUUUGUGUCCAAAGAGAUGGAGGCCAUGUACAUCGAGGAGCUGAAGUCGUCCGUGAACCAGCUAAUGGCCAAUUUGGAGAGCAUGCCCGUGUCGAAAGGAGGGGAAUUCAAACUGCAGAAGCUGAAGAGGGGGCACAAUACCUCCAUCAUCGACAUGGGCCAGGAGGACGAGAACACGCUGUCCAAGUCCGAUGUGGUGCUGUCCUUCACACUCGAGGUAGUGAUCAUGGAAGUACAAGGGCUCAAGUCACUGGCCCCGAACCGCAUUGUGUACUGUACCAUGGAGGUGGAGGGAGGAGAAAAGCUCCAGACCGACCAGGCCGAAGCAUCCAAGCCCACCUGGGGCACACAGGGGGACUUCACCACCACACACCCGCUGCCUGCCGUCAAGGUGAAGCUGUUUACGGAGAGCACCGGCGUGCUGGCGCUGGAGGACAAGGAGCUGGGCAGGGUUGUGCUCCACCCCACUCCCAACAGCCCCAAACAGUCGGAGCUCCAUAAGAUGACUGUUACCAAGGCGUGCCCGGACCAGGACCUGAGGAUCAAACUGGCCAUCCGCAUGGACAAACCUCAGAACAUGAAGCACUGCGGGUACCUCUGGGCAUUUGGAAAGAAUGUUUGGAAACGCUGGAAAAAGCGUUUCUUUGUCCUUGUACAGGUGAGCCAAUACACAUUUGCCAUGUGCAGCUACAGAGAGAAGAAGUCUGAACCACAGGAACUUCUCCAGCUGGACGGAUACACUGUAGACUACAGUGACCCACAGCCAGGUUUGGAUGGGGGCAGAGCCUUCUUCAACGCAGUGAAAGAAGGCGACACUGUGAUCUUUGCCAGUGACGACGAACAGGAUCGCAUCCUGUGGGUCCAGGCCAUGUACCGUGCCACGGGCCAGUCCCACAAGCCUGUCCCGCCCACUCAGGUCCAGAAACUCAACUCCAAAGGGGGCGUGUCUGCUCAGAUGGACGCUCCCAUUUCACAGUUCUAUGCUGACAGAGCUCAGAAACAUGGCAUGGAUGAGUUUAUCUCGGCUAACCCCUGUAGCUUUGACCACGCCUCCCUUUUUGAGAUGGUGCAGCGGCUCACAUUGGACCACAGACUCAACGACACCUUCUGCUGUUUGGGAUGGUUCAGUCCAGGCCAGGUAUUUGUCCUGGAUGAGUACUGUGCCAGGAACGGGGUGCGAGGCUGCCACAGACACCUGUGCUACCUGCGGGACCUGCUGGAGAGGGCAGAGAAGGGGGCCAUCAUCGACCCCACUCUGCUGCACUACAGCUUUGCUUUCUGUGCAUCCCAUGUCCAUGGGAACAGGCCCGAUGGGCUCAGCACAGUCAUUGUGGACGAGAAGGAGCGUUUUGAAGACAUCAAGGAACGGUUGCGUGUGAUUUUGGAAAACCAGAUUGUAAAUUUCAGAUAUUUUUUCCCCUUCGGUCGUCCAGAGGGGGCACUGAAGGCAACUUUAUCUUUGCUAGAGCGGGUCCUGAUGAAAGACAUAGUGACCCCAGUCCCUCCGGAGGAAGUGAAAGGAGUAAUCCGCAAAUGUUUGGAGCAGGCAGCACAACUCAACUACCAGCGGAUUAAAGACUACGCCAAAAUUGAAGGCAAAAAGAGGGAAAUGUUUGAGCACCCUGUCUUCUGCUUGGCGUCUCAAGUGAUGGAUUUAACCAUCCUUGAGAAAGGUCAAAAGGAUCAAAAGGAUCCAGAGAACGCAGGCCGCUUAGUCACGCCUGCCAAAAAGCUGGAGGAAACUAUUCGCCUGGCGGAGUUAGUCAUAGAAGUCCUCCAGCAGAACCAGGAACACCACGCGGAGGCGGCAGUCACAAGUUCUGCAGAUCAAUCGGCCUUUGCCUGGUGGACAGACUUGAUGGUAGAACAUGCAGAGAACUUCCUGGCCCUCUAUGCCAUCGACAUGGACGCCGCUCUGGAGAUCCAGUCACCUGAGAGCUGGGACAGUUUCCCCCUCUUUCAGCUGCUCAACGACUACCUGCGGACAGACUACCAUCUGUGCAACGGAAAGUUCCACAAGCACCUGCAGGACCUGUACGCCCCCCUGGUGGUUAGAUAUGUGGAUUUGAUGGAGUCCUCCAUCGCACAGUCUAUUCACAAGGGCUUUGACCGCGAGUCCUGGGAGCCCGUCAAGAGUUUAACAAGUAAUCUGCCCAAUGUGAACCUACCAAAUGUGAACCUCCAAAUUCCCAAAGUACCAAAUCUGCCAGUGCCAGUAGCUGGACUAUCAGUUAACCUUCCACAAAUGCCUAGCUUUUCUACCCCGUCUUGGAUGGCUGCUAUAUAUGACUCUGAUAACGGCUCUGGAACAUCUGAGGACCUCUUCUGGAAGCUGGAUGCCCUGCAGACUUUCAUUAGAGACCUGCACUGGCCAGAGGAGGAAUUCGCCAAGCACCUGGAGAGUCGCAUUAAGCUCAUGUCCAGCAACAUGAUCGAGAACUGCGUCAAACGCACCAGGAUGGCCUUUGAGUCGAAGCUGGCAAAAAGCAGCAAGUCCACAGAUUUCCGCAUCUCUCCCACAUUAUGCACCAUGUUCAAUGUGAUGGUGGAUGCCAAGGACCAAUCUGCCAAACUGUGUGCCAUGGAGAUGGGCCAGGAGAAACAGUUCCACUCUCAAAUUGACGAGCUGAUUGAAGAAAGUGUGAAGGACAUGAUCCAGCUUCUGGUCGCUAAGUUUGUGGCAAUACUGGAGGGCGUUCUGGCAAAGAUUUCUAGAUAUGAUGAAGGAACACUCUUCUCCUCAUUCCUGUCCUUUACGGUGAAAGCUGCCUCUAAAUAUGUGGAAGUACCUAAGCCCGGGAUGGACGUGGCUGACGGCUAUGUGACCUUUGUGCGCCACUCUCAGGAUAUGCUUCGUGAUAAGGUCAAUGAGGAGGUGUAUAUAGAAAGGUUAUUUGAUCAAUGGUACACUGCCACCAUGAACCUCCUGGGCACCUGGCUGACCGAACGCAUGGACCAACAGCUGCACGUCUACCAACUCAAGAUACUCAUCCGGAUCACCAAGAAAAAGUACCGGGACUUCCGCCUGCAGGGCGUACUGGACUCCACUCUGAACAGUAAGAUGUAUGACACAGUGCGUAACCGGCUCACAGUGGAGGAGGCGUCUGCGUCAGUGCGGGAGGGGGGCAUGCAGGGCAUCUCCAUGAAGGACAGCGAUGAGGAGGACGAAGAGGACUAGACACAGCCCUGACCCCACCCUCAAACACCCCUCACUUUUGACUUUAGCCUGGUUACCGAUGCAUGUACCAACUCAGAUAGCCACUCUAGGACCUCUUUGUCAGCUCGAAAUGCCUAUGAAGGAACUAAUAACUAUAAAAAAUAGUACUUAUACUGAGGAAAUAAAAAUGUAAAAAAUAAUAUGAUUGGCAGUUUAGCUGUGUCAUGAUAAAGAUAGCACCUAUCUUUGAUUCAUUCAUUUCUAAAUUCAUUUCUAUGUGUUACUAAGCAAUAUGGAGAAACAUUUGUUUGACAAUGUUGAGUGAGAUUAAUAGGUGUGUCCCUGUCCAAUGCAAACCUAUAUGGCGCUACUUUGUCGUAUCUACAUUCAUUAUGGUACAUUGUCGUGAAGAUGAGUGUGUGGACCCUUUUCUUUGUCUUGUCUGUUUUAAGUGAAUGCCAACUGCUUCAAACUGAAAAUAAAACCUCUGUAUUUGUUGAAGGCUGUCGCAGAUAAACUGUUGUCUACUGUUCAACAUCAACAGUAAGUUUGUACCAUGUGUCUGCGCUCUGUGCUCAUCUCCACCUCCAAUUAGACACUGACAUACAGUUCUAUAGAGAUGCAAUAUUCUCAUAGCUCCAUUUUGAUAACAGGAGAUUCUAUUUUUAUUUCAACAUUAAAGGCCUUGGAGCAGGUUCUAUUUUAAUUGAGUUGCACUUUUACAGAGAAAAGAGCAAAAUAAUUUUUUUUAUUGAAAAAAGUUGGUCUGUCUUUGUUCUGUAAUUGUGUAGAAUGAGAUGUCUGGCAUUUGUUUGGGUCUCACUGUUGUUUUGUAUAUAUGAUAUAAAUAUAUAUAAAUAUAAAAUGCUGUACAUUGCAUUCUGAGCCAUCGCUGCAUGCUUGUGGGUUCCUGCCCUCCCCAAAUGCUUUCUGUUUUCUGUGUCAAUUAGCUGGUCCAUUCAUUCUUGCUUUUGCCUUAUGAAAAGCCAACAGUUGUAAUAUGCAAGAGCUGUGGCCUCUAAAUAAAAUUAUU